AUGAAAAAUUUGCAUGCCAGAGUGUGUUUCUCUGCACAUGGAAGGUAUCAUAACAUACGUUAUAAUUCCUCAGGAUGUUACGAAUACGACGUAGUCGUAAUAGGUGGAGGAAUAAUUGGUACUGCAAUUGCAAAAACAAUCAAAGAAAAAAUACAACAAAAAAAAGUUGCUCUCCUUGAAAAAGAGUCUGAUUUGGCUCUUUAUCAAAGCAGUCACAACAGUCAAGUAAUACACGCUGGUAUUCACUAUAGAGUAGAUUCUUUAAAAGCAAAACUAUGCGCCGAAGGUUCUAAUCUUAUUUACAGAUAUUGCGAAUCUCGCAACAUUCCUGUUAAAAAAUGUGGAAAACUAAUAAUUGCAACAACUUGUUUGGAUAAAUUCCGAUUGAAUCAGUUGUACAAACUAGGUUUGCAGAAUAAAGUUUAUGGUUUAGAACUUCUGAACAACUGGAAAAAAGUUGAGAGUAUUCAACCUAACUGUAAAGGUCUGCUUGCAUUAUGGUCUCCCAAUAGUGGUAAUGUCGACUGGAAAAAUGUAACACAAAGCUUUGCAAAUGAUUUUAAAGCUAAGCACGGAGAUAUUUUCUUUAAUUGCAGAGUUAAUUCUAUUAAAGAAUCUACGAAACCUUCACACCCUUUGAUGAUAGCAGAAUCAACAAACUGCAAAGUAUUUUUUGCUAAGUACGCAGUUAUUUGCCUUGGUGUGCAUUCUGGAACAUUAAUACAAUAUAGCAAACAAAAUGAUUAUAAAAACAUUUCGUUACAAGUUAGUUAUUAUUACCUGAAUCCAAAAUUACACAGAUUUAUAAAAACAAAUAUUUAUGCAAUGCCACAUAUAGAUAUGCCAUUUAUUGGUGUUCAUUUAAGUCCCACUGUAGAUGAUAAAAUAUUGUUAGGACCAAAUGCUGUUCCAAUACUACAAUUAGACGGCUACAAGCAGUCUUCGUUUGAUUUUGAGUAUGUAAAAGACCAUGUAUUGUCUAAGGGAUUUGGAUUAUUAUUUCUAAAAAACUUCCAGUCUUGCCUUAAUCAAGUUUUAGAAAAAAUUCUCUCUGAUGUGAGAACUUCUACGCUGAACAAAUAUUUUCCGAUGCUUUCAAAGAAUGAUAUUCUGCCAGGGCCAACAGCUGUACAAGGACAAAUUGUUACAAACGACGGAGAAUUUGUAGAUGACUUUUUGAUCGAAAUAUUUGGAGACGAAGGGAUACAAAAACGUAUAAUUAACUGCAGAUUUGUUCCAAGCCCUGGUGCCACAUGUUCAUUAGCGAUAGCAGAGAUGAUAUACGCCGAAAUUGCGAAAAAACUAACUUAA
Zophobas morio is the source of this 1311-nucleotide messenger RNA. RefSeq names its product L-2-hydroxyglutarate dehydrogenase, mitochondrial-like. Gene Ontology annotation, molecular function: (S)-2-hydroxyglutarate dehydrogenase activity. The transcript is spliced from 3 exons. The record is from RefSeq and is a predicted model, not a curated record. Bases 1 to 1311 code for a protein of 436 amino acids. Lineage: Eukaryota; Metazoa; Arthropoda; Insecta; Coleoptera; Tenebrionidae.